UAGUGGCCCUAUAAACCCCAACAACAACCCUGGGAGUGACGGUAUAGUGCCCUUAAUGGCCCUAUAAACCCCCAAUAACAACAACAACCCUGAGAGUGACAGUUUAGUGCUUUCAGUGGCCCUAUAAACCCCAACAAGGAGAAGAAGAAGACAUUUAAGUGACCCUUAAUAAUAUACACUGCUCGAUCUUAUCUACAACAAACUCGCCGUUUUGAUCAAUGAUAAUGAAAUCUGUGUAACAAAACUGGGGCAACAAGAUGGAUGGAGUGUUGAAGAGAGUGCGAGAACUGGACUUGCAUGAUCAGCGUGAUCUCCUGGUAGCCCUGGUGGUGGGACAUCCACCAGAGGUACAACAAGCUCUUCUUCUUCCCACUGUAACGGCUGCUUCCAGUUAUGUAAAGUGGCACUUGGUAAGUUCCAUUUCUAGUCAAGACACCCCAGACCUGUUGAGACUGCUGCCUCCUGAGUUACAGAUAGCAGUGCUCCAGUGUGUUGAUGGCCCCAGUCUCUUACGAGCAUCUCAGGUCUCAAGAGAAUGGAAUAGAAUUGUCAAGAAUCAUCACAGUAUAUGGCUCAGGAAAUGUAAAGAAUUGGGAGUAAAUGUUGAAAAAGUCAGUAAUGAUGCUAACUGGCAUGAGGUGUAUGUGACAUCUCUACGGCAGCAGCUGUCUCUUAAGAAUGGAACUGCCUUCAGUGAGCGCUUCAUGCAACUUCAAAACUGCAAGAAGGCUGUAAAGGCUGUAGAUUAUCAGAAUGGCUUCCUUUGUACAGUGUCAGAGGAAGACUACGUAAAUAUCUGGCAGCUGGAACUCAACAUUCCAGUGCUGACCUUCCCAGUCGAGCGUGCUGUUUCUUGCAUUAAGUUCAGAUCAAAUUCUCUCCUCAUCUGUGGCCAUUUUGUUGGCAUCUUAACUGCUUGGGAUGUAAGCAUGAUGAGUAGACUGUCAUGUGUGGUGUAUAAUGCUGCAGGUGACAAUCCUGGUGAUCAUGCUCUCCUCAGGUGCAAGUUUAAGAUGCAUGCUGGUCCUGUAUUCAGUAGUGACUUCUCCGAAGACUUGGAUUUGUUAGUGAGUGGAGGAGCUGAUGAGUGCAUCAAGUUGUGGGGCCUAUCAACCGGGUUACUUAUUAAGUCUCUGCCUAAUCAAGAUCAUUGGAUUUUGCGUGUUAUUCUUUUACCAGAUUUAUUUUACAGUUCCCACCAUGUUGUUAUAUAUAUGACAAGAGAUAAUGUAAAUAAAAUAAGCUGGCCUGCUAAUAACAACAGAAAUUUUAACAAUGACCUAAACUCUGUGGAAAAUAUAUCCAAUGACAAUAAUGAUCUCAAUUCUGACUGUGUAAUGGACAAACUGGGUAAGGUAGAUGAAAUCUUAUUGAAUUCACAUAUAUGCCUCAAUGAAGGGAACAAUAAUUUCUUUACACCAGGUCUUCAGUACAGCAGCAAGUUUGUGGGACUAAUCAAACAAGAUAUUGACGAGAAACAUGCAAACUUGUGUGUAUACGACAUAGAUACAUUUAAACUCUCGUAUAAUAUCAUUUUAAAAUUCAAAGUGAAAAAACUUCUGGCUCUUGGGAACAGAUAUGCCCUACUCUUAACUGUUGGCAAUGUUCUGUACUCUUCAACACUAGUGGUUGUGGAUGUUGUAACAGGAGAAACUGCUGGCACCCAUGCAGUUCCACAUUCCAAAAUGACAACUCCGGAUGGUGCGCAGCUUGUGGUGGGUGAUGUAGAGUGGCUUGAUGGACUUGGAAUGCACUUACCAGGGCCAUCGGUAAUGUCAGUAAGUGCUGAACCAAAUUCUGAAAAAUCUGACUGCAGUAAAAGUUCUCCAAGUUGCUCUUAUACUGCAACAGAAACACAAAAUCUCAAUAGACCCAGUAGCAUAGUGUAUAGUGAUGUUUGUUACAGAACAUAUACUCAAAAGGGCAGUCCAGAGUCAGGUGUACAAAAAUACUCCACCUAUCAUGCAUGCGUAGAAGGAAAUGUUUGGGAUUGUCAAGAUUCGUCCUCACCUUCUCCUGUUGGUGCUACGGGAGGAGAUUGGUGCCUAGGUUAUGCACAGUCAGAGCCUCAGUACUCUAACAACAACAGGCCUGUUACUGUCUCUUCAAAUGAUGUGCCCCUCCAGGUUACAGGGCUUCAGUCUCAUGGCAUCAACAUGACAUUCAGUAGUACCAAAGAGAGACAUAUUUCAGUCAAACUAGAGAGGCCGGGUCACUUGGUGUUGGCUGCAGGAGUGCAGAGUGAGCCUGGAAGGUUGUUCACACUAUGGUGGUCUCAGUCUACACUGGCAUCAAAAUGUAAAGAGGAAUAGCAGACUGUGUGAAAGAGUAGACGAAUGUAUUAUAACGUGUGAAUUUUAGAUCUAUACCUGUGUGUCCUUUCUAGGGAAAGUGGGUGUUAUGAUGCAAGUCAAGGGUCUUGAUUCAGCUAACAGGAGCUACCCUUCCCUUCCUCGAAUCAAAUUUGAUUUUCUUCCACUCUCCAGGCACUGUAUGACCCAUAUGGACUUUAUGCUUCCCUGUGAACUUUACAUAUAAUAAAUUUUUUUUAUAAUGUAUACCUAUGUUAUAGGUAGUAGGUUGGUAGACAGCAACUGCCCAGGGAGGUACUACCGUCCUGCCAAGUGAGUGUAAAACAAACCUGCAAUUGUUUUACAUGAUGAUAGGAUUGCUGGUGUCUUUUUUCUGUCUCAUAAACAUGCAAGAUUUCAGGUACGUUUUGCUACUACUUCUUACACUUAGAUCACACUACACAUACAUGUAUACAAGCACAUAUAUAUACACACCCCUCUGGAUUUUCUUUUAUUUUCUUUCUAGUGCUUGUUCUUGUUUAUUUCUUCUUAUCUCCAUGGGGAAGUGGAACAGAAUUCUUCCUCCAUAAGCCAUGCGUGUUGUAAGAGGCCACUAAAAUGCCGGGAGCAAGGGGCUAGUAACCCCUUCUCUUGUACAAAUUACUAAAUUUAAAAAGAAAAACUUUCAUUUUUCUUUUUGGGCUACCCUGACUUGGUGGGAUACGGCCGGUUUGUUGAAAAAAAAACUAUACCUAUGUGCAACGUGCAUGUUUUGCUUCCAUUUAAUGAAGCCAAACAAUAUGUUUCAGUAGAAGUGCUAAACCAUUAAGGGUCAUAGCAUUACUGUACGAUCCCUUCAGCUUGAGCAUUUAAUUGGAUUACGUAUAUUAUUAUUUAAGGGCCAUACAGUGCCUCGGAAAUGGUGAAGAAGGACGGUAAUCAGGUUUGAUCUGAAAAGUGGGUGAGUAGGUCAACUUUCCUGUAUCAAGAACUCUUCACUGUACCCCCGUCCCCUCUCCUCGAAGUGAAACACUACUGAGAAUGAAGAAUUAGAAACAUGUGCAACAUCUGGGUAUCUUUAUUUUUAGGCAUUUUGCCAUUCAGUGACUUCAUUGAUACAAAUUCAAGGACAUAAUGUGAAGACUGUAGAGCUAUAUACAAAAGACAAGGUAAUCAGUCCCUCAGCCUUGGAAUUGGUGAUGAGCACCAUAGUCUUGAAGAAUCUGAAGCACAGUCAUGAAGCUUGGUGCUUAUAUACUGGCAUCAAAUAAGGAAUGUUGAGGAAGAAGCAAAAAGUUCAGGAAACUAGGCAGACUGUUUUUAGCUGACUAGUGGUAAAUCAGACACUGGCCAUAGUGUAAAAAAUAGCAUGAAAACUUUACAAUUAAUAUAGGAAUAAUUAAGAUGUUUAACAGCCUAACAGGAAGACCCCUGGUUAUGGAAAGUAUCUUUGAAUUAACAAGGAAACUAGGUAAAGAUGUACCAAUAAGUAAAGCUUAAAGUAACUUUUAUUUUGGUAUUGAGUUAGAUAAGUGAAUCACGAUUCCCACAUCACUACUUUUAAGUGCUUCCUAUCUCUCUGAUUUAUGGACAUUUUCUACAUGGCAGAUGCCAUGAUGCUGGUGAAGGUUUUUGAUCUUAGGAACUGCUGUGGCUCUCCCUUUCCUUGAAUCACACUUGAUUUACCUCCCAUCCCUCAGGCACUGCAUGACUCCUAUGGAUUUACCUCUUCCCCAUGAAUACAAUACCGUAAUACUAGACAUAAUUCUUCACUAUGCAUUGUGUGCCAUCACUGCCAUAACAUACACAACUGGCAUGGUGCACUACACUGACACAGUGCCAGAUCAUACCAUAUUAUACACAGUACCUCAACACCAUAUCACAUUUGCAUGUGCUUUGUUCAUUUAUACAUCUAAUGCCCUUCUAGGUAGUUACCUUGACACUGGUAAAGGGUUCUUGAUCCAAAUAAUUAGAGUUACUCUCCCUUUCCUCUGAUUGAAUCUGAUUGCCUCCCAUUCCCAAAGUACUGUGUGAUCCCUAUGGGUUUUAUACUCCCCUCCCUCAUAAACAUGUAUCACCCUAUACGUAUAACCUUCCAGUUGUUCUCUUUUCACCUUGUAAAUGACCUAUUUUGUUAUAUUGCAUCCUCUUAUUUUUACUGCUUUCUCUGUUAAGAUUAUUGACAGUCUUGCUAGAAGGAGUUCAAACCACAACAGUCUGACUGGAAGGAGUUCAGGCCACAACAGUCUGAUUGGGAGGAGUUCAGGCCACAACAGUCUGAUUGGGAGGAGUUCAGGCCACAACAGUCUGACUUGAAGGAGUUCAGGCCACAGCAGUCUGACUAUGAGUUCAGGCCACAGCAGUCUGACUGGAAGGAGUUCAGAUCACAACAGUCUGACUGGAAGGAGUUCAGAUUACAACAGUCUGACUGGAAGGAGUUCAGACCACAACAGUGUGACUGGAAGGAGUUCAGACCACAACAGUGUGACUGGAAGGAGUUCAGACCACAACAGUCUGACUGGAAGGAGUUCAGGCCACAACAGUCUGACUGGUCACAGACCAGGCCACAAUUAGUAGACAUUGGAGUGAUCCUUCACCACUCCUUGCACUGAAUAACCCACACAGGUUAAGUGGUUCAUUAGAUGCAAUACAAUCUUGUCAUGCACUUCACACUUGUAAUGCUUAUGUAAAAAAGGAAAGAUUCAUGUGUGUCAUACAGACAACAUGCUGUACAGAUAAGCAUGUCAUAUAGACAACAGUAUUGUAGACAAGUCCACUGUAAAAACAAGCAUGACGUAUAGACAAGUAUUGUAUAGACAAGUGCUGUAUGGACAAGUAUUGUAUAGACUAAGUGUUGUACAAACAUAUACACUGGAGGCUAAUACCCAUUUCAAAUACCUUGUGGAAGUAGACCUGGAAAACAGCCCAGCAUGAAGAAGAAGGAACUAUCCAGAUUUCAAGAUAGAGGACUACGUAAGAAUCAAGGAAUUCGUAAAUACAGUGUAGUGGGAAAGGAGUUGGAAGGAAAGAAGACAAAUGAGAUGGAGCACAUAGCCAUAAAGUAAAGGAUGAAUUCAUACCCAGAAGAGGCCAGAAAGAGCUUGUGGUUCACUUGAAGAUACAGAAGGGCAAUAACAAUAUGCAUUUAAGCAUGAAAAACCUACAGAAAGUGAAGGACGAUAGAAUAUAAAGAAGUGAUUAAGAGGAAAAGAAUGAAAUAUUAAUGGAUGAAGAGAGCCUGACAAACAAUUUCAGACUGAAAUAAUAGCAAUAGUCUGAAUCAAAACAAACACAGCCAUACAGAAUGAUGACAAUAAAACAUCAGGUGAUAAGGUUGAAGGAGAGAAGAGAGAUCACAAAGAAUGACAAGAAAAUCUGUGAGGAACUGAAACUUAAGGAAGAGAAUACUUUAGAAUCAGGAACAACACUAUAAAAACAAAGGAUACCAAUGAGUAGUGACUCAAUUCAUGCAGCAGGGAAAGAAGUGACAGUCACCAGGGGUUCCAAGAGGAAGCAGAAGUACAAUGUAAACCACUAGCAAAGUGUUAUAGUAAGAGUUCAUGCACAGGAGGAUGAUAGGCAUCGCAUAUUAAGAUAGGCACAUUGGUAAAUUAUCAUAAAGAUAACUAAGAAUCAUAUAGUGUUUGGGAACUACUAGGUA
Cherax quadricarinatus is the source of this 5952-nucleotide messenger RNA. Its product is annotated as F-box/WD repeat-containing protein 2. Gene Ontology annotation, molecular function: protein binding. NCBI's taxonomy places the organism in Eukaryota, Metazoa, Arthropoda, Malacostraca, Decapoda, Parastacidae. The record is from RefSeq and is a predicted model, not a curated record.